Messenger RNA from Protopolystoma xenopodis, 831 nucleotides. NCBI's taxonomy places the organism in Eukaryota, Metazoa, Platyhelminthes, Monogenea, Polystomatidea, Polystomatidae. The record is from the annotation of a GenBank genome assembly.
AUGGCCCUCGUAAAAGGACUUGACGAAGCCAGAAACAAACCUCAGGCUUCAAAAGGUCAAUCAAGAUUAAUCCAGAAGUACGGUUCCGACCUGCCCCUGAGCUGCUGUACCAAUAAGCUGGACUAUUUAGCCGUCGAGUCGGUGAACGAAAGGAUAACUAAGGCAGCAAACAGAAUGACUGCCAUUAAAAGCCUGCAAAAUGAAGGGAUUUUCAAGGCUGAACACUUGGAUCGGGAAUGGCUAAACUCAAUUGAUGAAGUUGCCAAACAGCCUGAAUCCAUACUCGAAAAACCUUUGCCUCAUUAUUUGCUGUCCGAUAAUCCAACAUAUUUCGGGGUGCCGCAGAGAAAGUCCAAAUUUGCGGAAUGGGGUCAAAGACAAAACCCGGGCAGCGGCUCAAAGCUGACGGAGCAAAAUGACUUGCCUUCAGAUACAGACAAUCUGCUUACCUCUCACUCAAGCAUCCCAAGGGAUUUGAAAGUUCCACCUGACCUCGCCGACAUUUUAACUAGUCACGACGAUGAACCAACAAGUCCGACCAACGGAAGACCUGAGGCAGGACGCCAGAAGGAGGAGGAACAUGGUCAGCUUUUGCCUGGGCCUCUUCGAUGUCUAGUGGAGCCACGAAGUAAUCCACUAUUUGACUGGAGUGACGCCCCUUCACUCUCGCCAUCUCCGUCUCCUUCUCCAUCCCCGACACCUCCACCGACUUUCAUGUCGAGCAAGACCAACGAGACUGGCAACACAACAACAAGCAUGUUCGAUGACCUCGAAGAGGAGGUGGUAGACAUCGAAGGUCUGAUGGAAGAGAGGUUGGACUGCGGUAAGUAA